CGGGCACAGCAACAACCUCGUUAACAUCCAAAAGAGAUAUCAGACCACCUUUCCUGGGCUCUGAAUGAAAUGUCACUUUGCAUCCAGGCCGCAUCGACAUCUCAACUCGCCAUGUGGCCGCCACAUCUCUUUAGCGACAUGGUACAGACACCCAAGCACGAGGACCCAAGCAGUCAGAGUCAUGCUGUCCAGUUCACGGAGCCCGGACGAGGAGUUCCUACCACCACCGUCACUGCUGAAACGCAUGUCACAUAUCCAUUCCGGGCACAAGUGGCUCGAUAAUGGACCGGACCGGACCAGACUGGACUUUUGUCACUUGGUUCACCUGUCCAAAUGUGCCUCAAUCGGUGGCUUAGCCGAUGUGUCAAAUCCACUUUGACCCAAAAGGAGGAGGAGCAGGUUCAAGACCGGCAGCAGGACAAGCACUUCAGGGUCAUACUGCAGGCGCUUGUCAUUCAUCGCCUAAGCAAGAUCGCUGGGGGACAGGAAGAUGAGCCUGGAUCGUGCGCGCUCCCGAUCCCAAUUUGGCGGAACAGCUCAUCCAGAAGGGGCCAACAAUGCGCUCGGUGACCACGAGGCACAUCCCAGAUUCUAAGACGGCCCGGUAGAUGGUGUCAAAGGACCAACUAUCCAACGAGACCCAGGCACGGCGAAACGCUGUUGUGCUUGAACAACGCCUGAAGUCUACAAGCUGGCAGCUCGCGAACCAUGGAGAUGCCGUGUCAAACAAUGGCCAUUAUUUUCGCCGACUCAUAAACUAUGUGAAGCUGAACCUUUACAAUCCCUCGUGGCCAUGUCGCAGCCACCCGAUGCACCAUGGGACCCGGAUUCCACUGGAUGCAGCCCCCGUUUCCACCUGACACGAACAAGACGCUGGCGCUAAUACAUAUAUUCAGAAAUGCUUUUAGACUUGAAAACAGUCCCCC
Messenger RNA from Cladophialophora immunda, 926 nucleotides. RefSeq lists its product as uncharacterized. The record is from RefSeq and is a predicted model, not a curated record. NCBI's taxonomy places the organism in Eukaryota, Fungi, Ascomycota, Eurotiomycetes, Chaetothyriales, Herpotrichiellaceae. The transcript has a single exon. Bases 65 to 379 code for a protein of 104 amino acids.